This is a messenger RNA of Anguilla anguilla (European eel), 878 nucleotides long. It is a transcript of the gene glrx, whose product is annotated as glutaredoxin (thioltransferase). The record is from RefSeq and is a predicted model, not a curated record. The transcript is spliced from 3 exons. NCBI's taxonomy places the organism in Eukaryota, Metazoa, Chordata, Actinopteri, Anguilliformes, Anguillidae. The coding region runs from base 191 to 511 and encodes 106 amino acids.
AACACAGGACGGCGGUUGUGAUUCGCAUUCUGUUUGUCCUCUGAUACUCUUGAGCAAAUAUAGUGCGUUUGCAUUGUGCGUGUCUCUAGGCAUCUUGCAUAUAAAUUCGCGGUAGAGCAGCUGUUCGCAUUUUCGCUGCUACCAAUUUACUGCACGGUGUUGCAAUAAGCUAACUUACAAGAAAGAAAUAAUGGCCCAGGAGUUCGUCGAGACAAAAUUAAAAGGGGACAAAGUCGUUUUGUUUUGGAAACCGUCGUGUUCGUAUUGCGUGAUGGCAAAGGAGGUUCUGUCCAAGUAUAAAUUCAAAGCUGGACACCUGGAGUUCAUCGAUAUAAGUGGAAGAAACGAUAUGAGCAAAAUUCAGGACUACUUCCUUGAGAUAACCGGAGCUAGAACCGUGCCGCGGGUCUUCAUUGGAGAGGAGUGUAUAGGUGGCGGCAGUGACGUAGCUGAACUGGAUAAGAACGGGAAGCUGGAGGGGAUGCUGCUGUCCAUCGGUGCUCUGCAGUAAAUUCAGGGCGGGGCCAGGAGGGUCACAUGACCAGGCAGCGGGACUUGCGCAGUUGUCUUCUCCGCUGCUGGUACUCGCUGAGCUCCUGCAGGUAGCCCCUGGACGGCCAGCGGACCCUCUCCACCUGCUCCCGCUCCUCGUCUGAAACACAGCCCCACCACCCCCCACCACCCGAUAAAGAAGAUGCUGUCACCAUGACGACGAUGGUUGAUACACUGCCCCUCAACAGUACCCUGGAUUUCCAGGAACCCCCCCAAACCAGCCCAAUUUUUUAACCAAUGACGUAUUGCUGCCGGGUCACAUGGUUUAAUAUGAAGGCAUUAACGGCCAUUUUUUGGUAUCUAUCAUAGACAUCCUUACAAGAAAU